Vigna unguiculata (cowpea) is the source of this 2961-nucleotide messenger RNA. RefSeq lists its product as uncharacterized. The record is from RefSeq and is a predicted model, not a curated record. NCBI's taxonomy places the organism in Eukaryota, Viridiplantae, Streptophyta, Magnoliopsida, Fabales, Fabaceae.
AUGGAGGCUGAUAAAAAAAUAUUGAAGAUUGCUUGCGCCCAAGCAAGAUUGAAGCGAAAAAUGAUUUUGAAAGAAAACAGGAUGAAUAAGAAAUGUGUUAAAGAGUGUGGUAUAUUUUCUAAAAGCCAACAUGGUAGAACAUUGUGUACUCCACUGUCUGAUGUUACAUCUAAAUUUUUGCCUGGAGGAAGACUUAACACUUCUGGAAGAGUACAAUGUCAUAAAAAUACACAUGCAGUUCCAGAUAGUAAUGCUUCUCAUCGACAAAAUCUAUUGCCUAGGUUUGAGAUUAUUUUUUCAGAGCAGGAAAAAGAUAAUCAAUGCUCAUUGAAUAAGAGUAGUAGUUGUCAACAGUCUUCCUUAACUGCAUCUCAUUUUCAUAUGGCUGAACAAAUAAGUCAAGUCAGUACUAAUGCAGACAAUCCAGAUAAUGGCCAAGGUGCCAAAGUUGAUAACAGCUAUAACAAUGGUCAUGGUCCACCUAAUCUGAGGAUCCAAGGCCAAGCUUGUCAUAGAAUAGGUAGUUUGCUCCCGCCUGCAGGACAAAUUCCUAAGUUUGCGCAACUAUAUAUUUAUGAUACUAAAAAUGAAACACACAAUAGAAUCCAAUCCUUAAGCAAUGACAACAAAAUUGAUGUAGAUAUUGUAAACAAAUUAACAAAAAUGUUAGAUGAAUACAAUGUUUAUGUCAAAUCAUUCCGAGUUGCUAGAGACCGUUACAGAGAACAACAUUUCCAUGACCUUAAAUUAAGGCUAAUUGCUGAUAGGAAUAAGGAUGGAAGGUUAUAUAAUAUUCCUACCGUUUCAGAAGUAGCAGCACUAAUAGUUGGUGACGUUGACAGUGCUUCCCCAAGAGAUAUCAUAAUGGAAAAUAGAAGUGGAAAAUUGCAGAGAAUUAACGAACUUCACACGAGCUACCUAGGAUUCCAAUAUCCUUUACUAUUCCCAUAUGGGGAAGAUGGUUAUAGGCAUGAUGUUAAUCAUCGAGUCACAAGUACUUCAAAAAACAUGAAGAGAAAUCGCUUGACAAUAAGGGAAUGGUUCUGCUUCCGAAUUCAGAGUAGAGAAUUAGAAGCACAGACACUCCUAAGAUCUAGGCGAUUGUUCCAACAAUUUGUUGUUGAUGGAUACACUAUGCUAGAGUCUGAAAGGUUAUCAUUCAUAAGAAACAACCAGUCCAAGCUUAGAGUGGACAAGUACGAUAACCUCUUCCAAUCAAAAUCAAGUACCCAAGAAGAAGGAUCUACAAAAGGCAAAAGAGUUGUACUACCUUCUACUUUUGUUGGUGGGACACGAUUUAUGGAACAACUUUAUUUUGAUGGAAUGGCAAUUUGUAGUCAUGUUGGUUUUCCAGAUUUGUUUGUUACUUUUACAUGCAAUCCGAAGUGGCCUGAAAUACACAGAAUUUUAUCACAUAAAAAUUUAUCUGCAUCUGAUAGACCAGACUUGGUUGCAAGGGUUUUCCGAAUCAAAUUUGAUCAUCUUCUAGCAGAUCUUACGAAGAAUCAUUUGUUGGGCAGGGUCAUUGGAUACAUGUAUACUAUUGAAUUCCAAAAGCGGGGUCUACCUCAUGCUCAUCUGCUUCUUUUUUUGCACCAAAAUGACAAAUAUCCAAGUGUUGAUGAUAUUGAUAAAAGUAGUACAACUAUUUCAGAAGAUGGAUUUCCACAAUAUCGAAGAAGAGACAAUGGAGUAUGUGUGGUCAAGAAUCAUGUUUCUUUAGACAAUCGAUCUGUGGUUCCAUAUAAUCCUAAAUUGUUACUUAAAUAUGAAGGUCAUAUCAAUGUUGAAUUGUGCAACAGAAGUACUUCAAUUAAGUACUUAUUUAAAUACAUCAACAAGGGUUAUGACAGAAUUACAACGGCUAUAGUUAAUAAUACCAAUGGAACUUCUCUUCAUGACCAGUCAGGAGAUGAAAUUAAACAAUAUCUUGAUUGUAGAUAUAUAUCACCAUCUGAGGCAUGUUGGAGAAUAUUUUCAUUUCCUAUUCAUGGCAGGAAUCCAGCUGUUGAACGUUUAUUUUUCCAUCUUCCCGGAGAACAAUCAGUGUACUUUAAAGACGACGAGUUUAUUGAUGAAGUCAUAGGAAAAGCAACUGUAGCAGAAUCAAUGUUCACAAGUUGGAUGGAAUGUAAUAAAAAGUAUGAAUUGGCAAGAACUUUGACAUACCCAAAGAUUGUGUCAAAAUUUGUCUAUGUCAAGAAAGACAGAUGUUGGAAACCCAGGAAAAUAGGGAACACAAUUGGAAGACUUAUUUGGGUUCCACCAUCAACAGGUGAAUUAUACUAUCUAAGGAGGAUGCUCACUGUUGUCAAAGGUCCUUUAUCUUAUGAAGAUAUCAGAACGGUGGAUAAUAUAUUGUAUUCAACCUUUAGAGAAGCAUGUGAAUCUUUGGGAUUUUCGGCAGAUGAUAAGGAAUAUGUAGAAGCAAUCAAAGAAGCCAAAGAUUGGGGCAGUGGAAAUUAUCUAAGGAAACUUUUCGAGACAAUGCUAUUGUCCAAUAGUGUCAACAAACCACUAGAUCUAUGGGAAAAAACUUGGAAAUGGCUAUCUGAUGACAUAUUAUAUAGGGAAAGAAUAAAAGCUGGCAAUCCAGAACUGCAAUUAUCAGUUGAUAUAUUGCGAAACUUGACGUUAUUCCAUAUUGAAGAGAUCCUACAAACUAAUAGAAGAAGCCUAAAACAAUUCCCAACAAUGCCAUAUCCAGAUGGUUUUAUUAUAGCUCAAUGUGGGAACAGAUUGGUGUACUCAGAACUUGACUACAAUCCUGUCACUGAAGCAAAUCUAUUUCAGCAAAAUUAUGAUCGCAUGACAGGGGAACAAAAGGACAUAUUUCAAAAAGUUACUGAAGCUGUUAUUAAAAAUGUGGGAGGAAUGUUCUUUCUUUAUGACUAUGGGGGUAUGUCUGUUAGGGGUUCUAAUGCGGGCAUUAAUGAAGGGUCAGAUAGUAGCCGUCUUUGA